AUGCUUCUUCUCAACGAGAGCGCGCAAAGACAAAGCACGAAUCACCCUCCCCACGAUGCCGAGGUGCGUCGCGCCAGCGCGCGGAAGGGCGCCCGACGGUUCCGCGUUCUCCAGGAGGAGACGCUGGCGCGACGCAGAGCCGGGCCCACCCCGGGCCGGCCGGCCGGCCGGCGCGACGUUCUCGGCCCGAGCGUUGAUUCCACGUGUCUGAACGAACAGGCAGCUACCCCUGUGCCAGCGGAACGCACUGUCGUGGGGUCAGCGAGCGUCCUCGGGGGAGGGGGCCACCCUCACGAGUCAUCCGCCGACCAUCAGCAGCGUCCGGAGAACGCACUCGACGCUCUGCUAGACGAGCUGCAAACCUUCUCCCGACCAGGCUCGCAGAUGGGCCACGUGUCGGGCGGCCUGUCAGUGCAUCCGGGCUCGAAUACACUCCUGGCCGACAUCGGCCGCGCCUCCAGCCUCCGAGAAUCAACGAGUGUCGCGGCUACCACCGGCGGCGGCGGCAGCGGCGGCGGUGGACGCGCGCCCAACAUCAGCGAUAUCGGCCGGAAGGGCAGCGUGGAUUCCUCCAGCGGUACCCUGACCGCGCCUCCCACCGUCGGCCUGAUGGGCUUGCCCGGGAUGGCGCCGGGCGGCACCCUGCGUCGCUUGCACUCGUACCCCUCAAGCUCGGACACCGACACCUCACCGCCCAUCGCUAGGCUGCAGGCUCUCUCGCUGGAUCAACAGGCGCAGCAACAGCAGUCCCAGCCGGGUGUGCAGAGCUUUCUGCCCGGUCAGAAACCGCCGGUGCCGGAACGGAACGCCGAGCUGCUGCAGCUGGCGAGCACCAGGAGGGUGCCGCCGCCACCGCCACCGCGCACCAGCUCCCGAUCGCCCCUGGCGAGCCCUACCAGCCCGCAGCUGCCGCCCAGGAAUCAUCCGUGUAAUCUGCAAAGCGGCAACGCGACCCUGCGCCGACCCUCGCGCGGCAGCAUCAACAACAGUCUCGUUGGCAAGGAGGGCAAGCCGCCGAUGGCCUUACCGUCGAAUGCCAUCCUGUCCACCGUGGACCAGGUCGCCGGGGCUACAUUGGCGCCGACCGCGCCGGGCGUCGCUCCGCCACACAACUCGCAAUCCUCCGCGGUGCUGUCGACCAGCAACUCCAGCUCCUGCGAGAGCGUCAACUCGCAGGAGGGGCUGCAGAGCAAACGCGGCCGGCAGGAGCAGCUGGAGCAACGGCAUCAGGAGCUACUCAGGAAGCAGAAGGCCCUGCAGGAGCAGUACGCCAGGCUGCAGCAGCUGCAGAGGAACGCGGCCGGUCUCACCACCGUGCCGCCGGCACCGCCCGAUCUUCUCAAGAAGACCGGCUCCGAGAGCAACCUCCUGGCGAAGAUGGGCCUCGGCCUGAGCGCGGCAAGUUCCGGAUCCCUCACCAGCCUCAGCCUCAAGCCCCAGAUCCUGCAGGAAGCCAUGGGCGACGGUGGUAACCAGGUGGCCAAGGUGGUCGAGAUCAUCAACGGGCAAGCGAUUCCGACGACCGUCGCGGCGACGACCAACGGCCAGAUCCCCGGUACCACAUCCACGACGAUGGUAUCGGGCGCGACGACCAUCGGCUUGGCCACUACCGUCACCACGUCCACCACGACCACCAGCAAGGUCUACGAGACGGACAUUCUGUGA
Molecule: messenger RNA, 1665 nt
Organism: Vollenhovia emeryi
Lineage: Eukaryota; Metazoa; Arthropoda; Insecta; Hymenoptera; Formicidae
Product: coiled-coil domain-containing protein CG32809
Exons: 1
Coding region: 1-1665 (554 amino acids)
Source: RefSeq, a predicted model, not a curated record